Nannospalax galili (Upper Galilee mountains blind mole rat) is the source of this 927-nucleotide messenger RNA. It is a transcript of the gene Nkx1-2, whose product is annotated as NK1 homeobox 2. The record is from RefSeq and is a predicted model, not a curated record. NCBI's taxonomy places the organism in Eukaryota, Metazoa, Chordata, Mammalia, Rodentia, Spalacidae. Bases 1 to 927 code for a protein of 308 amino acids. Gene Ontology annotation, molecular function: DNA-binding transcription factor activity, RNA polymerase II-specific; RNA polymerase II cis-regulatory region sequence-specific DNA binding. Gene Ontology annotation, biological process: regulation of transcription by RNA polymerase II; cell differentiation. The transcript is spliced from 2 exons. Gene Ontology annotation, cellular component: nucleus.
AUGCUGGCAUGGCAGGACGGCGGGGCCAAGGCGGCCCCCUCUCACCACAAGAUCUCCUUCUCGGUCCUGGACAUUCUGGAUCCGCAGAAAUUCACACGCGCUGCGCUCCCCGCCGUUUGUCUCGCUCCCCCGGAAGCCAAGAAAAGUUUAGUGGCGGUGGAAGCAGGGAAGGACACCAGCCCCGGGGACCCGAUCGCAGUGCCGGAAACCCCUGAUGCUGCGGACCGCGGCAGUGGCCCCGCGUCCCCCCUGGAGGGCUCCGAGGAGGAAGAGGAGGAAGAUGCGGAGGAUGAGAGGGGCACGCGGCGGAGGGAGCGGGCGGAGCGCUGGCAGGCUGGCCCCGCGCCUUCCCGGGAUACCCGCGCUGCCGCGUCAGGGGCUGGGGAGAGCAGCGCGGAUGGCACCCCGGCAUCCCCGGGAUCGCCCGGUUCUCCGCGGGUCCGGCGGCGGCGCACGGAGCCCAGCUGCGCCAAGCCCCGGCGCGCGCGCACCGCCUUCACCUACGAGCAGCUGGUGGCCCUGGAGAACAAGUUCCGAGCCACGCGCUACCUGUCUGUGUGUGAGCGCCUGAACCUGGCGCUGUCGCUCAGCCUCACCGAGACGCAGGUCAAAAUCUGGUUUCAGAACCGCAGGACCAAGUGGAAGAAGCAGAACCCGGGGGCCGAGGGCGCGGUGCAGGCGGGCGGUGGCGCACCGCAGCCAGGGACGCCCGGCGCGAUGGCCGGGGCCUGCGGCAGUGGCACUGGGGGCAGCCCCGGCCCACCCGGCCCCGGCGCUCUGCACUUCCAGACUUUCCCCUCCUACUCCUCGACCAACGUCCUCUUCCCCACCGCCUCUUUUCCACUGACGGCCACUGCCACCGGGAGCCCCUUCGCGCCCUUCCUGGGGCCCUCCUACUUGGCCCCUUUCUACGCCCCGCAUCUAUGA